This is a messenger RNA of Erythranthe guttata (spotted monkey flower), 653 nucleotides long. RefSeq names its product GRIP/coiled-coil protein. NCBI's taxonomy places the organism in Eukaryota, Viridiplantae, Streptophyta, Magnoliopsida, Lamiales, Phrymaceae. Gene Ontology annotation, biological process: response to oxidative stress. The record is from RefSeq and is a predicted model, not a curated record.
GGACCUAUAAAUAAAUAGAAACAAAAUUAGAAGAAGCAAAAAUCCCCAAAUUUCUUCACUUCUGACCUACAAUUUUUCAUCCAUUCGCAGAAUCGAUCGUGAAUUCAUCACAUCAUCGUUUUACAGUGAGCAGAUAAAUCAUGGCUAAGAGAACCGGUGCGCCGGGGAUGAUCGGAUUCGACGGCGUCCGCCGCCGAAGGGAAGAAUCGUCGUCGUCGUCUUCGCCAUCGUCAUUUUCAGCACCGUCGUCUUUGUUGACUCGGGGCGUCAACUCGGUUUUCACCUUCGUCCGCUUCGCCGAGUUCGAGAUUCUCUUCGUCCUCUUCUUCCUCGUUGCUUUUCUCAUCUUCAAAGAUCUGACCUCAAGACCGGAAUACAAUGACAUUCUCGUGAGGAAGCCCGGUGGAAGUGAUUGGGGAUCUUAGUAGACUGAACGGUUAUUCGCGUAUCGCAGCCACAUGUGCGAGUCUUUACGUUUAGAUUAAAUUGUUCGUUUGUUAUUUUGUUUUUUCCCAUGUAAAAGUUGACAUUUUUGUGACAGAGGUUUAAGGAUGAUCUGAAGGACUCCUUUCUUAUAGCACAAGAGGGGUUUUCUUCUUCAUGCUUGUUGACAUUAUCGUUAUCGUAUAUAUAAACUUGUAUCUAUUUUCCCA